Messenger RNA from Rhizophagus irregularis DAOM 181602=DAOM 197198, 501 nucleotides. NCBI's taxonomy places the organism in Eukaryota, Fungi, Glomeromycota, Glomeromycetes, Glomerales, Glomeraceae. The record is from RefSeq and is a predicted model, not a curated record.
AUGGCGGAGGGUAUGUCAAUUAUUGCGAAUAAAGUUCCUGGAGUUAAUGCUUUUCCAUGUCAAGAUGUUAAAACUGCUUUUGAUUCUCGUGGAAUUAAUAAUUCAAAUGUCUUAACUUUAGGAAGUAUGGUCACAAACAAUGAUAAUGCGAAGGAAAUUAUCGAAAAACAAGAUUUCCUUAAAAAUUCGAUGAAAGAAAUUCCAAAACUUAUUAGUAAUCAUUCACAUAUUCCUUAUUCAACUCAAGCAUUAAGUGGGGGAGAUGAACCAUCACAUCAUCAUACUCACGGUCAUGACGUUUUUGUUAUUCGUGGUCAUAAAACUGUUAAGAAUCUUACAACAGGUAUUGAUUAUGAUUUACGCCCUGGUGGUUAUUUGUAUACACCUGCUUCUCAAAUUCAUCAAGUAUUUUAUCAUGAAGUUAUUGAAUAUUGGUUUAUGAGGGAUAGUGAUGUUAAAAUAUUGUUUUUGGGGAGGACCAAAAAAAUAAUUUACCUUUGA